UAUUAAGUAGCAGAUAGUGUAGAGUCUUCCCACUUGAAAAAGUCUUCUUAUCUGGGACCUCCGCAAAAGGAGCACUAAGUUUUCGUCUGUGCAUUGGCUAAUUGAAUCUCCUCCCGUGAAACUUUUUAUCCAUCAUUACGCAGAAGGGCAUUUCCAAAGAGACGUUAUUGUUUUUCUAUGCUGAUAUCAAACUUGGGAAACAACAUUUACACAGCCCCAUUCAUGUUCUUCUGAGCCAGUGACAAAAUGAAGAUAAAGCUGUCUUUGGCAGCGGCUGCCUUCCUUGCUGUGCUACUAUCCUCCGUCGAGGCCCAAGAAGUUGAACCUCCAUCAGAUUUGAGAUUUAAGAUUUUAAAUGAGAACACGGUACAGAUGGCAUGGAAAGCGCCGUUAACAUGGAUAGAGGGUUUCAGGAUACAGGUGGCCUCAGAAACAGACGAACCAACAAAAGACAUAACCCUCCCUGCCACUGCCACUAAAACAUCCAUCACAGAUCUGACUCCAGACAAGGACUAUACAGUAACAAUUAUCUCAUACUCUGGAUCGCAGGAAAGUCUGCCCAUAUCAGGACAGCUUACAAUCCAAUCAAGUGGCACAGCACAAGGAGGUCCCAGGAAACCACAAGUUACAGAUGCAGUCAAGUGCUCGUUCAGUGCCAUCGCAGAUCUGGUGUUCCUGGUCGAUGGUUCGUGGAGCGUUGGCAGAGAGAACUUCAAAUACAUCCGUAGCUUCAUCUCUGCCAUGGCGGGGGCCUUCGACAUCGGGGAGGACAAGACCAGGGUCGGUGUGGUGCAGUACAGCACUGAUACCAGGACUGAGUUUAAUCUCAACCAGUACAUGAAAAGGGGGGAGCUUCUAAGAGCCAUCAACACACUGCCUUACAAGGGUGGCAACACAAUGACAGGUGAGGCCAUGGAUUAUCUGCUGAAAAACACGUUCACUGAGGCGAGCGGUGCCAGGAAAGGGUUCCCGAAGGUGGCCGUGAUUAUCACAGAUGGAAAGUCUCAAGACCCAGUGGAGGCGAUCGCCAAGAAACUCAGGAAUAUGGGGGUGGAGAUCUUCGCCUUGGGUAUCAAAGGAGCAGAUGAAGACGAGCUAAAACAAAUGGCUUCAAAACCUUAUAGCACCCAUGUCUAUAAUGUCCUCAACUUUGAUCUCAUCAAGGAUGUGCAGAAAGAGCUUAUUACCCAAGUGUGCUCAGGGGUGGAGGAUCAACUCAACUCGCCCAUAAGCGGAGAGGAAGUCGUUGAACCACCGUCAAACCUCCAAGUUGUAGAGGUUGCCUCCAAGUCAAUGAGGGUGACAUGGGACCCUUCUGUGGGAGAUGUGUCUGGUUACAAGCUCCAGCUGAUCCCUAUGAUGGUCGGCAGCAGGCGCCAGGAAAUGUACGUCGGCCCCGGACAGACUUCCAUGAUGGUUCGAGACCUGUCCCCGGACACGGAGUACCAGAUCAGCCUGUUCGCACUCAGAGGCCUGACUCCCAGCGAGCCCAUCAUGGCCAUGGAGAAAACUGAGACAAUCAAAGUGUCUCUUGAAUGUUCUCUUGGAGUGGACGUGCAAGCUGAUGUAGUCCUUCUGGUCGAUGGCUCGUACAGCAUAGGACUGUCCAACUUCGCCAAGGUCAGAGCUUUUCUGGAAGUGCUGGUGAACUCAUUUGACAUCGGACCAGACAAGAUCCAGAUCAGUUUGGUCCAGUACAGCAGGGACCCUCACACAGAGUUCUACCUGAACACCCACCGUGACCUGAGUGCCGUGGUCAAGGCGGUUCGGACGUUCCCCUACCGCGGUGGCUCCACCAACACCGGCAAGGCCAUGACCUACGUCAGGGAGAAGAUAUAUUUGGCCAACCGGGGAUCGCGGCUGAACGUGCCCCGCGUCACCAUCCUCAUCACGGACGGUAAAUCGUCGGACUCCUUCAAGGACCCGGCCACCAAGCUGAAGAACGCGGAUGUGGAGGUCUUUGCCGUGGGCGUGAAGGACGCCGUGAGGGCCGAGUUGGAGGCCAUAGCCACUGAGCCCGUGGAGACCCAUGUGUACACCGUGGAGGACUUUGACGCUUUCCAGAGGAUCUCGAAGGAGCUCACCCAGUCUAUAUGCCUGAGAAUCGAGCAGGAGCUAAUUUCCAUCAAGAAGAGAAGCUUACUACCGCCAACAUCCUUGAGCUUCUCCGAGGUGGCCCCAAGGAGCUUCAGAGCCACGUGGGAGAACGAAGCCCCCAAUGCCCUGUCCUAUCUGGUCCAGGUCAGACCGGCUGACGAUACCAACGGGAACUUUGUCUCCAUGUCCGUGCCCGGUGACACGCUCAGCACUCUGCUGCCUCACCUCACGCCUGCCACACGUUACGAGGUCAACGUCUUUGCCCAGUAUGUGGAAGGAGACAGCUUCCCUGUGAAUGGAUUCGAGACCACGCUAGAUGAACAAGGUUCCGUGCGCAACCUGAGGGUCUCUGAGGAAACGGCCGAGAGUUUCCGGGUGUCAUGGGCAGCGGCGCCGGGCGCUGUGGUUCGGUAUCGUUUGAGCUACGUGCCGAUCAGGGGCGACAGUCCAACGCUGGAGACAACCACCACGGGUGAUCAGACCACCGUCAUACUGCCGCAACUUCUCCCCAUGACGACGUACCAUGUGUCCGUGGUGCCGGAGUACGAGUCAGGCCCUGGCCGGGAGAUGCAGAUCGACGGCACCACCAAAGAAGCGCGAGGCUCUCCACGUGACCUGCGGGUCUUCAACCAGACUGUGUCCACCAUGAAACUGUCGUGGGCGCCGGCGCCGGGCAACGUGCUCCAGUACCGCGUCAGUUACCGUCCUUCAGAGGGAGGCGCGGCGAAAGAGGUGUCAGUGAAGGGCGGUGACACCAGUGCCCUCCUGAAAAACCUGGAGCCCAGCACCGAGUACGACCUGACUGUCAGGGCACGCUACUCCUCUGGCCUGGGGGAGCCUCUGAAGGGGAAAGGGACCACGCUAGAAGUACUGGGCUCCCCCAAGAACCUUGUCACCAGCGACGUGACAGAGGACAGCUUUGCGGUUUCCUGGACAGCUGCCCCUGGGAAUGCAGAGGUCUACAAGGUCCGCUGGAGGUCUAUGUACAGCAGCGAGUCCGGGGAGAAGACCGUCCCUGGGGACGUUACAAACACUGUCCUGGAGGGACUCACCCCAGAGACCCUCUACCAGGUCUCGGUUACCGCUGGUUACGGCAGAGGAGACGGAGACCCACUGACAGGACUGGAAACCACUGACGUGUCGGCAGCAGCGAAGGCACUGACUGUGUCCGAUGAGACCGAAAACAGCAUGAGGGUGACGUGGACGGCCGCGCCGGGUAAAGUUAUCAACUACCGGGUGAGAUACUCACCCGCGGGUGGCGGCAAAGAGAUGGCCGCCAAGGUUACCGGCACCUCCACCGUGCUAACACGCCUGAUGCAUAAGACCACCUAUGACAUCACGGUGCACCCCAUCUACAAACGCGGAGAAGGAAAAGCAAGGCAAGGAGUAGGAACGACACUAUCACCCUACAAGGCCCCCAGGAACCUGAAGACUUCUGAGCCUGACAAGUCCAGCUUCAGAGUGUCCUGGGACCCAGCCCCUGGAAAUGUGCGUGGCUACAAGGUCACCUUCCACCCCAGUGGCAACGAUGUUGACCUGGGCGAGCUGGAGGUCGGCCCCUAUGACAACACCGUGGUGCUAGAGGAGCUCAGGGCUGAAACAAAGUACUCUGUGGCUGUGUUCGGGAUGUUUGACGGAGGCAGCUCUGAUCCUCUGGCAGGAGAGGAGAAUACUACCCUCUAUGAAAGACCAGAAGUGGAGUUGAAGCCUUCGAACGAAUUCAAGUGUAAGACCCAGGCCAAGGCUGACAUCAUCCUUCUUGUCGAUGGCUCAUGGAGUAUUGGCCGACUGAACUUCAAAACGAUCCGCACCUUCAUCUCUCGCAUCGUUGGUGUCUUUGACAUCGGCCCGGAGAGAGUCAUGAUCGGUAUGGUCCAGUACAGUGGAGACCCCAAGACUGAGUGGCAUCUGCAUUCCUACCCAACUCGUGAUGGGCUGCUCAAGGCUGUGGCCGACCUUCCCUACAAAGGAGGAAACACAAUGACAGGCAUGGCCUUGAACUACAUCCUCGAUAACAACUUCAAGCCCAACGUUGGCCUGCGUAAAGACUCCCGCAAGAUCGGUGUGCUCAUCACAGACGGAAAGUCGCAGGACGACAUCAUCACCAACUCCCAGAGGCUGAGGGAUGAUAACAUUGAGCUCUAUGCCAUUGGUGUGAAGAAUGCUGACGAGAAUGAGUUGAGGUCCAUUGCUUCAGACCCGGAUGAGAUUCACAUGUACAACGUGAAUGACUUCUCCUUCCUGAUGGACAUAGUGGAUGAACUCACCAUCAACCUCUGUAACAGUGUCAAAGGUCCAGGAGAAAGUUUGGAGCCUCCAUCCAACCUUGUGACCUCCGAGGUGACCCACUACUCCUUCCGUGCCUCCUGGACUGCUCCAGACGGUCCAGUGGAAAAGUACCGCAUUGAAUACACGCCUGUAGCGGGAGGAACCACCAAACAGAUGUCUGUUGACGGGACAGUCACCACCGCGGUCCUGACCAGUCUGACCCCUCUUACCGAGUACGCGGUCAACGUCUUCUCCGUGGCUGGAGAGGAGACCAGCGCUGACCCCUUAAAAGGCACUGAAACCACUUUACCACUGCCGGGGGUGAAACAGCUGAACGUGUACGACGAGACCAUGACCGCCUUUAAGGUGCGUUGGAGGAAGGCCCAAGGGGCGACGGGCUACAUGCUCCUCUACAGCCCCAUCAACGGCACGGCGCCCCAAGAUGAGAAGGAGAUGCGAGUUGGGGCAGAUGUGAACGACGUUCAGCUGAAGGGCCUAACCCCUAACACCGCGUAUUCACUCUCCCUGUUGGCUCUGCACGGAGAAGACGCCAGUGACCCGCUCGUGGACCAAGGAGUCACCUUGCCCAUGCCACCAGCGGGCAAGCUCAGGAUUACCGAUGUCACCCACAGCACCAUGAAGCUCAACUGGGAUGCCGCCCCGGGGGCUGUCCGCAAGUACGUGAUCAGGUACAAGCCGGAGGACGGAGAGCUCAAAGAGGUGGAAGUCAGUGGCGAUACAACAUACUUGCCUCUUGCCAACCUCAUCUCACAAUCUGAGUACAAUGUUGCCGUCACACCAGUUUAUGAUGAAGGUGAUGGAAACCCGAUGCUUGGAGAUGCUAUUACAGACGUUGUCCCUGCGCCACAGAACCUGAAGUUCUCUGAAGUGACCCAAACCUCGUUCAGGGCCACCUGGGAACAUGGGGCUCCAGACGUGGCCCUCUAUCGUAUCGGCUGGACCAAGAAUGGAGAGAACAACUUCCAAUACGCUAUCCUUAGCAACGAUGAAACUACCCAUAAUCUGCAAAAUCUGGACCCGGACACCCUGUACGACGUGACCCUCACAGCCAUCUACCCAGACGAGUCGGAGAGUGAGGACCUGUUCGGCACGCAGCGCACGUUGUUAAAGAUGCCCACACCCGCUCCCACCGGACCGCCACAGAACCUACAGGUGUUCAAUGCGACAACGGUCUCUCUGACGGUGAAGUGGGACCAUGCCCCAGGCCCUGUCCAAAACUACAAGAUCUCCUUUCAGCCUGUGGCUGGGGGCAAAGCUCUCUCAACACAAGUGGGUGGGAAGAAGAACAGCGUUAUCCUCCAGAAGCUAACGCCUGACACGCCCUACUCCAUCACCGUGGCUGCAGUGUACCCCAGUGGCGAAGCGAAAAGUAUCUCAGGGCAAGGAAAGACAAAGCCUCUUGGUGGAGUGAGGAACCUGCAGGUGACCAAUCCCACGAUGACCACACUGAACGUGAAAUGGGAGCCGGCCGAUGGGAAAGUCAGGGAGUACAAAGUGAUCUAUGUGCCAGCAGCUGGUGGAGCAGAGAGCAUGGAGACUGUGGCCGCUUCGGCCACCAGCACUGUUCUGAAAAGCCUCCAGCCAGACACCCUCUACACCGUUUCACUGGUGCCGGUCUACGAAGUGGGAGAUGGCCAGAAACAGUCUGACAACGGAAGGACAAGGCCCAUUGGUGGAGUGAGAAACUUGCAGGUGACCAAUCCCACAAUGACCACUCUGAACGUGAAAUGGGAGCCGGCCGAUGGGAAUGUGAAAGAAUACAAAGUGACCUAUGUGCCAGAGGAUGGCGGAGCUGCUGAGGCAACGGAGACUGUGGUCGCUUCGGCCACCAGCACUGUUCUGAAAAGCCUCCAGCCAGACACCCUCUACACCGUUUCACUGGUGCCGGUCUACGAAGUGGGAGAUGGCCAGAAACAGUCUGACAUCGGAAGGACAAAGCCUCUCAGUGGAGUGAGGAACCUGCAGGUGACCAACCCCACCAUUACCACACUGAACGUGAAAUGGGAGGCAGCCGAGGGGUCAGUCAGAGAGUACAAGGUCAUCUACGUGCCGGCUGCGGGCGGAGCUGAGAGCGUGGAGACUGUGGGCGGGACGAAUACAGUCUUGAAGGGCCUUACGCCAGAAACCCUUUACACUGUUUCGGUGGUGCCUGUCUAUGACCUGGGAGACGGCAAGAAGAUGUCAGAGAACGGGAAGACAAGACCCGUUGGCGGAGUGAGGAACCUGCAGGUGAUCAACCCGACCAUGACCACCCUGAACGUGCGCUGGGAACCGGCCGAUGGGAAAGUCAAAGAGUACAAAGUCAUCUAUGUGCCUGCCGCCGGUGGAGCUCCUGAGGCAAUGGAGACUGUGACGGCCACCACCACCAGCACAGUUCUGAGGGGCCUUCAGCCAGACACCAUCUACACCGUCUCACUGGUGCCCGUCUUCGCGGAGACAGAGGGCAAGAGGCAGUCUGAGAACGGGAAGACAAGACCGUUGGGCGGGGUGAAGAACCUGCGGGUAACCGAUCCCACCAUGACUUCUCUGAAGGUGGACUGGGACCCAGCGGACGGAGCCGUGCGCCAGUACAAGAUCUUCUUCGUUCCUGAGGCUGGAGAAACACCUGAGGAAAUGGAGCAAGUGCCUGGAGCAACCACCAGUAUUGUUUUGAGAAACCUCAAGCCCGACACUCCGUAUACAAUAUCUGUCUUACCUAUUUACCCGGCCAGAGAAGGAAGACGUCAGUCAGAAAACGGACGAACGUUGCCAUUGGGUGGAGUGGCCGGUCUGCAGGUCAUCAACCCCACCCACACCACCCUCACCGCCACCUGGGACGCCGCUGACGGCAACGUGCAGGGCUACAAGAUCAUCUACACUCCUGUCACAGGAGGCCCUGAGCUCAUCGAGCAAGUCUCGGAGAGCACGACCACCUCGGUUCUGAGGAGCCUCUCGCCAAACACCAAGUACAGAGUGACGGUCGUGCCGGUGUACGCGGAGGGAGAUGGUCCGACCCAGACCAAGGACGGAACCACAAAACCCCUGGGCUUCGUGAAGAACAUGCAGGUUUACCAGCCCACCACCAGCACCCUGAAUGUGCGCUGGGACCCAGCCGAGGGGAAAGUGCGCGAAUACAUCAUCGUCUACGUCCCGGCGGCCGGCGGGGAGCAGGACGUGGACCAGUUGUCUGGAACAACAACCAACACUGUGCUGAAGGAACUGACCCCAGACACGGAAUACACUGUGACUGUGGUGCCAGUCUACGAAGAGAUGGAGGGACUCUCUAGGUCCCAGAAUGGAAAGACAAAUCCUUUGGGAGGAGUGAGGAACUUGAAGGUCACCAACCCCACCAUUAACAGCCUGACAGUUCGUUGGGACCCGGCCGUCGGUGAUGUGCGUAACUACAAGGUCUUCUACGUGGCCAAGCCGGAUGGGACGGAACAAAUGGAGCAAGUGUCAGGGGGCACCACCAACCUUGUCCUGCGUAACCUGCAGUCCGAUACUCAGUACAACGUGUCUGUCGUCCCAGUUUACACAGACGUGGAGGGGAUCUUGCAGUCGGACCAGGGAAAGACAAAGCCGCUGAGUGGAGUGAAGAACCUGCAGGUGACAGAUCCCACCACCAACUCCCUGAGGGUACGCUGGGAGCCAGCCGAGGGGGACGUGCGCCAGUACAUUGUCCUCUACGCCCCGCUUGCUGGAGGACCUGAGUUCACGACCACGGUUUCUGGGAUGUCAACCAACACCAUUCUUAGGAACCUCGUGCCAGACACACAGUACAAGGUGACAUUGGUGCCUAUGUACGGGGAUAUCGAAGGGAAGAGAAACUCUAAAAACGGAAAAACAAAGGCGUUGGGAGGUGUGAAGAACCUACAGGUCACUGAUCCCACCACCAGCUCCCUGAAGGUGCGCUGGGAGCCGGCGGAGGGCAACGUGCGCCAGUACCGCCUCUUCUACGUCCCCACAUCCGGUGGAGCUGAGGACAUGGAGCAGGUGUCGGGAGGCACGACCAACACCAUCCUGAGGAACCUUCUAUCAGACACACCCUACACCGUCACAGUGGUCCCUGUCUACCCAGAGGGAGAGGGCCAGCGUCAGGCAGACAAAGGAAAGACACUUCCACGCACCCCUCCCAAGAACAUCCAGGUGUACAACCCCUCCCCCAACAGCCUGAAUGUACGCUGGGAGCCCGCCUCCGGCCAGGUGCAGCAAUAUCGCGUCACCUAUUCCUCACUGUCUGGAGUCAGACCCUCUGAGACGGUCCUGGUCCCGGGAAACAUCAACACUGCCUUCCUGGAUUCGCUCAUUCCCGACACGCCGUACUCCGUCAGUGUUCAGGCUGUGUACGCCGACGGGGAUGGACCACCACUGAAGGGAAACGGCAAAACAUUGCCUCGUGGUGGACCAAGGAACAUGCGUGUGUUUGAUGCCACUACCAACACCCUGACGAUCGGCUGGGACCACGCUGAAGGUCCUGUUCAGCAGUACAAGAUUGCCUACGCCCCCACCACCGGAGACCCCAUCACAGAGUUUACGGUUGUCCCUGGCAACAGAAACAAUGCCCUUCUGCAGAACCUGCUUCCUGACACUCCCUACAACAUCACUGUGGAGGCUGUCUACGCCGAUGGACCAGGGGGAACGCUGAAUGGGCCUGGACGCACGGUGGGCCUGCUGGAGCCCAGGAACCUGCGCAUCUCUGACGAAUGGUACACCCGGUUCCGCGUGGCAUGGGACCCCUCGCCGUCCCCGGUGCUCGGAUACAAGCUGGUCUACACGCCUGCGGAGGAAGAUCAGACGAAGAGUUUGGACGUGUUCGUGGGCGACGUGACAUCGUACACACUCCAGAACCUCCUGCCCGGCACCACCUAUGAUGUCAAGGUGUUUUCUCAGUACGGUCCCGGCUUGAGCGGGGCCCUCGAGGGAGAGGGAACGACACUGUACCUGAACGUCACCAACAUCGACACCUACAACGUCGGCUUUGACAAGUUCUGCGUCCGCUGGAGUCCUCACCGGGCCGCCACGUCCUACCGGAUCAAACUCAACCCGCUGGACCCCUCUAGUAAAGGGCAGCAGGAGAUUACCAUUACUGCGGGUCAGAGUCAGUACUGCUUCAGUGGCCUGUCCCCUGAUGCUCUUUACAGCGCCACAGUGUUUGUUCAGACCCCCAACUUGGAGGGCCCUGGAGUCAGCGCGAAGGAGAGAACCUUGAUCAAGCCUACCGAGGCACCAACACUACCUCCCACUCCUCCGCCGCCUCCAACCAUUCCCCCCGGGUGGGCAGUGUGCAAAGGUGCCAAGGCAGAUGUGGUGUUUCUUAUCGAUGGCUCGUGGAGUAUCGGAGAAGAGAGCUUCAAGAAAGUAGUGCAGUUCGUAUUCAACAUGAUUGGAGCCUUCGAUGUCAUCGGAUCCACAGGAAUGCAGGUGUCGUUUGUGCAGUACAGCGACGAAUCAAAAACGGAGUUCAGGCUUAACACCUACUCAGACAAAGGCACCGCUCUGGCUGCUCUACAGCUCAUUCCGUACAGAGGAGGAAACACAAAGACAGGUGUUGCUCUGAAGCACGUCAAAGAGAAGGUCUUCAUCUCCGAAAACGGAAUGAGGAGGAACGUCCCGAAAGUGGUUGUGGCAGUCACCGACGGCCGCUCUCAGGACGAGGUUAAGAAAAGCGCUGCUGCAUUGCAGCAUUCUGGCUACAGCGUGUUUGUGGUUGGCGUCGCCGAUGUGGAUUUUACUGAGCUGCAGAACAUCGGCAGCAAGCCGAGCGACAGACACAUCUUCGUUGUGGACGACUUUGAUGCCUUUGCCACUAUCCACGACAACCUUGUCACCUUCAUUUGCGAAACAGCAACAUCUUCUUGUCCCCUGAUAUACCUGAAUGGAUUCACAUCACCCGGCUUUAGGAUGCUGGAGGCGUUCAACCUGACAGAAAAGACUUAUAGCUAUAUCAAGGGAGUGUCUAUGGAACCUGGCUCCUUCAAUACCUACACCGCCUACCGACUCCAUAAAAACGCCUUACUCACCCAGCCCACCACAGAGAUCCACCCAGUUGGACUGCCCCCCUCUUACACCAUCAUCAUGACCUUCCGCCUCCUCCCUGACACGCCCACUAGCGCCUUCGACAUCUGGCAGGUGUCAACAAAGGACCACAAGCCUGAAGUCGGGGUCACCGUCAAUCCUUCUAGCCAAACAAUAUCGUUUUAUAACAAGGACACGAGAGGAGAGAUCCAGCGGGUCACGUUCGACACUGAUCAAGUGAAGAGAAUAUUCCAUGGAAGCUUCCACAAGCUGCACAUCCUUGUCUCCCCUACCUCGGUUAAGCUGAUCCUUGACUGCCAAGAGGUGGCGGACAAGGAGAUCAAAGAAGCUGGAAACACAUCCAUGGACGGCUAUCAGGUUCUGGGCAAAAUGUCCAAGUCCAUCGGCUCCACGGGGGAAUCUGCGACUUUCCAGCUCCAGAUGUUUGACAUUGUGUGCACCCUGGGAUGGACGAGCAGAGAUAGAUGCUGUGACCUCCCAUCUAUGAGAGAUGAGUCCAAAUGCCCGUCCCUUCCCAACGCCUGCACCUGCACCUCGGAGAGCACAGGACCCCAGGGGCCACAGGGGGCAGUGGGCGCACCAGGUAGCAAAGGUCCCCGGGGUGAAAGAGGUGAAACCGGCCCAGCUGGUCCAAUUGGACCGCGUGGAGAUCCAGGAUUGCCAGGACCUAUGGGUCUGCCCGGCCCUCAAGGACCCAGCGGGCUGUCUAUUCCUGGAGAACCAGGUCGCCAAGGACCAAAAGGAGAGCCUGGUGAUUCUGGGCUACCUGGACAGAAAGGUCCACCUGGGACAGCUGGGACCGCCGGUCCAAUUGGGCCUGCUGGACCGAGGGGACCACCAGGAAAGGAGGGACAAGCUGGAGCCAGAGGUCAGACAGGACCAAUGGGACCUCCUGGGUCUCCUGGAAUGCCUGGACCUUCGGGAGAACCAGGAAAGCCUGGUGAUGCAGGCAUUCCGGGAGCUGCUGGUAUGAAAGGAGACAGGGGAGAAAGAGGCGACUUUGCUCCUCAGAACAUGAUGCGAUCUAUUGCCAGACAAGUGUGUGAGCAGAUUGUAAAUGGACAAAUGAGUCGAGUCAAUUCGAUGCUGAACCAGAUACCCAAUGGUUACCGAAGCAGCAAUAACCCAGGUCCCCCCGGACCCCCAGGGCCCAAUGGCAACCAGGGUCCCCGUGGAGAGCCUGGACAGGCAGGCAGGAAUGGAUUCCCAGGAAGCCCUGGACAACCUGGCCAGCAAGGAGAAAGAGGCCCUCCAGGAGAGAAGGGUGAUCGUGGGACUUCGGGAGUCGGAGAGAGAGGACCGAGAGGACCUCCUGGCCCACAAGGCGAGAGUCGGACUGGCCCCCCAGGCCCAGCAGGUUCCACCGGACCCCGGGGCCCUCCUGGGCGUCAAGGGUUCGCAGGAAUCAGGGGCCAACCUGGCAACCCUGGCUACUGUGAUUCCUCCCAGUGUGUCGGCAUUCCUUACAAUGGUCAAGGAUACAGAGGUUCACCAUAGUAAACUUUCUAAAUCGCCUGUGCUGCUUUCACUUUGAAUUCCUGAAAAAAAAAGUCCCGUAACUGAGAUACUUGCUCACACGCUCUAGCUGUUUGAGGAUAACCACCAAAGGAUAACAUUAACAAACUAUGUUGAGAAAGACAAGACAAACGACAUCACGGACUGGUACUAACAACAUUGUAGAGCAACUAGAACAAACAAGCAUCGGUGAUGGCAUCAACGUAGUGGCCUGUUUGCAUCUUGAAGCAAAAAGAAGGAACAGACAAAGGCCUUCUAUCGGAUGGAGAAGCAUGUACAAACAAACAAAAAAACAAAACAAAAAAAAUUACUAACCAGGUGGGAUUUUGUAGCAGAUGAGAAACAACAAUUUCAAGAACAACAACAUUAACAUGGUUACUCUGAGGUGAUAUCUGUAAAUAAACUAAUUGUGCCUUGUAAAUGAUGUUUGAAUAACAUCCACUAAACUUAGUUUUAACACCUGUACGUACGCUUUUGCCCUGUAACCCGCUUCUUGCCUGAUGCCAACAUGAAUGGCUGUUCCUGUAGCUACCACACAUGCACAGUUUGCUCAGGGCCAUAAUGAAACAGCUUUUCAGACCAUGUGACUCUGGAGGUUUAGCUUUUCUCUCUUAGUACACAGUAGUACCAUUCUAAGAAUCAUCAUUCAUUUAUUCAUUCAUGCAUUCACUCUUCAUUAUUUCUCUAUGACUGCCAGUUGGUGACCUCUGUGUUAUAAGGAAUAACUUAAUUAUUCCAAAACGUAUGAAUGAGUAGGUGGUAGAACUAGUACUAGAUUAUUUUCAUUCUUUGUGUUGAUAUUUUGUAAAAUGAAUGAGUUGCCACAAAUUGCAAUGAGGAUUCUGUUAAAUUAUCUAACCCAUUCAACACUUAAUCUUUACUAACAUGGCAUUGAUAAACUCACCCGGGUAUUAAAAAAAAAUCGCACUGAAUUGUUUACAAAGCCUUUCUAUCAGUUCCCUUGAAUUACAGAAACAACAUGUGACUCAAUUUACGCAUGUCACCAAGGAAACAUAACACAAUUCAUUCUGUGCAUGUUGAGAUAUAUAUAUAUAUAUUUCUAUAUAUAUACUCUGCAAAAUACACUCGUUUUCAAUUGGCGUAAAAUACUAUUUCCAACCAGAAUCAUAUCCACCAGAGCCUGAGACACAAGUAGACCCAAUAACCGAAGAAGAUGAAUUUGAGGUCUCUCAAAACCAACGUCGAAAGAGAUCACUAUCAAGAAGGGAA
Molecule: messenger RNA, 13146 nt
Organism: Esox lucius (northern pike)
Lineage: Eukaryota; Metazoa; Chordata; Actinopteri; Esociformes; Esocidae
Gene: col12a1b
Product: collagen, type XII, alpha 1b
Exons: 84
Coding region: 247-11898 (3883 amino acids)
Molecular function (GO): protein binding
Source: RefSeq, a predicted model, not a curated record